Messenger RNA from Haliaeetus leucocephalus (bald eagle), 4804 nucleotides. Its product is annotated as chondroitin sulfate proteoglycan 4-like. The record is from RefSeq and is a predicted model, not a curated record. The annotation marks the transcript as partial. The transcript has 7 exons. NCBI's taxonomy places the organism in Eukaryota, Metazoa, Chordata, Aves, Accipitriformes, Accipitridae.
AUGUCUCUGACAGAGAUAGAAGAGCAUGUUGAAGAUGAAGAUGUUUCCAAAGAGGAAAUAAAGGAGUACUUCAGAGAGAAAUCCUUUGGCAUAUCAUUUUAUGGUGAUAGCUUUGUGGAGUUGAACAUGGCAGAAGCAUCCUCUCAGACAUCCUUACAGUUGCGGUUUCGAACAAGCAAGCCACAUGGACUGCUUUUUCUUGCAGCUGGGAAGAAGGAUUAUUGCUUAAUGGAGCUACGCUCAGGAAAUUUACAGUUGAGAAUUAACUUUGGCAUGGGGGAACAAGUACUGCAUUCUCAGCAAAGAUCUCAGCUGAAUGAUUUAGCUUGGCACCUGGUUGAACUACGUCAUGAACAUGAUGAUGUCACAUUGGUAAUUGAUAAACAUGAUAGAACUAGUGCAAAAAUGCCUGGAAUUCUCUAUGAAUUAAAUAUUGAUUAUGGAUUCUACAUAGGUGGUACUAGUAAACUUGAUGUUCCCUACCUUGUUGGAGCGCUACCUAGUUUCCGAGGAUGUAUUGAUGAUGUGUUGUUCAAUCAGCUAGACAUUCUGAUGCCUCUGAGACCUUCUCCUGGCUUUAAAAAUGUCCAUGAAGUUUUGGUGGGAUGCAGUGAUGAAUUCUUUGCAGAUGAAGAUGAACCCAUUAGUUUCUUCAGUUCCAGAUCCUAUGUUUCUUUCCCAUCAUGGAAUGUUGAUGAUGAGGGAAUCCUGGAGUAUAAAUUGCAAACCUCAGCUGCACGUGGCCUGCUGCUUUACCAUCCUGGGCAAGCAGGAGAUUUCAUUGCAAUGGAAAUGGAAGAUGGAUUAAUUAAAGCCUAUGUUGGAAACCAUAAAAGUAGAACCCAGCUUUCCUCUCAUAGGUCAGUCAAUGAUAGUCAUUGGCACUACAUCAAACUGAAAUUUACUGCAGAAUAUUUGCAGCUGACAUUGGAUGAAGAAACUGUGAAAAAAUCAUUGCCUCCCCACAGCAAGCUGCCGCUUUUGAAGGGGUCUCUCUUUGUAGGUGGUAUAGAUGACAGUACACGGUCAGAAGUGAUUAAGUUAGAGCUAAUCUCGGUGUCUGGGAAGUAUGCCAGAGGAGGAUCCUUCAAAGGUUGCUUAAGAGACCUGAAAACCAAUUCAGAAAAGAAAUCACUGAAGAAUGUUCUGGUGACAAAGGACAUAUCAGCUGGAUGUGAAACGAAGACUGCUUUUAAUACAAAUCUUUCUUUAGAGAUGGCUUUAAAGAGCCCUACUGUGAAAGCAGCCCCAACAUUUGCCAUUUCCCCUGAAAACUCUGUCUCUCUGGGCAAGGAAGACAAAAGCCACCUCUUAGUUCUAAGUAACUUGAUUGUGCCAGAGGGUGGACAAGCUUCACUCGAAUCUAAACAUAUUAAAGGCAAUAUAGACUUUCAGAAAUUAGGGAUUCAUCAAUCACAAAUUCUUUUUGAAAUAAAGGAACCACCCUCUCAUGGAGACUUGAAACUAGAUGUUGAACCAGUGCAGGAGGUAAAUACAUUUACUAUGCAGGAUGUGUGGCAAGGGAAGAUUAUUUAUGUCCAUGAUGGCUCUGAGGACACUUACGAUUGUUUUAAUUUCUCCAUUUCUACCAGCAGUGAGAAGAUUGUACCUCCAUAUUUGCAAGGAAAUGAGCAGCAUGUGUUUCACAUUACUGUCACUCCAGUAAAUGAUGCGCCUGAGAUCACGCUUCCUGAGGGAAACUUGCUUCUUCUCUUAGAGAACUCAAAGAAACGUUUGACUAAUGAUCUGAUAAAAGUUCUAGAUAAGGAUACAGAUCCUGCGGGUCUCAGUCUUUCAGUACUUGGAAAUCUGAAUGCAGAUGCAGGAUUUUUAGAAAAUUCAAAGCAUCCUGGAAAAGCUAUUACUACUUUUUCUAAUGAGGACUUAAGAGGAGGCACUGUUUUCUUUGUCCACACAGGUGUCAAGAACUCAAGGAUUGUUCUGAGGGCAAGUGAUGGUGAGAAGGUGAGCAACACUGUUGUAUUACGUGUUAUGGCAGUUCCUUUGGAUUACAGAGUUGUCAAUAACUCAGGAAUAAAACUACGUCAAGGUGUUACAGCUCUGAUCACACCUAGGCAUCUGGCAGUUGAAACAAAUGCUAAUCUCCAGGAGCUGGAGAUACGGUAUGAGAUCACAGAGGCACCCCAGUUUGGGGAAGUUCAAAGGCAGCAUUCAAGGGGGGAAUGGAAGCAAGUCAACUCUUUUUCUCAACGCUCUGUUCAGCGCAGCCGUGUGAGAUACUGUAGCACUUUCAAAGAAAUUCAGCUGGAAAAUGUUACUGACCAAUUUAAAUUCAAAGUUAGCAUAGGAAACAGAAUCAGUGAAGAGCAUGUGUUUCCAAUCAAAGUGAAAUGGUUAAGGUACAGUUUAUUGAAACAUGCUCCUCUAGAAAUUGAAAAAACAAAAAGGAAGUACUUGAAUUCAGAUAAUCUUUUUGCUGUGAUUGUGGAUCUAGAAAUACCUGAAGAUGAGCUUCAUUUUAAAUUGCUGUCCCUACCAAAGAAUGGACAGAUACUGCUUAAUGACCAGCCUUUGAAAAAAGAUUCCGUCUUUAGCCAGAAAGAUAUUACUGAUCAAAAAGUGGCAUAUGAAGUAAUCAGCAGAUACCAUGAAGACAACCGUGAUUCGUUUAGAUUCCUCAUUUCUACAAAGUAUCUGGAAUCAAAUGUAUAUGACUUUGAAGUCUACAUCAAAUCAGAUUUCAGAAACAUUAUUUUGACUAACAAUGGCCUUACUGUUACUGAAGGUGAAGGAGAGUUAAUAACAAGCACAAAAUUGUUUGUGCAAACACUGGAUAAUAAAACUUUCCAAUAUAAAGUUGCACAGUUUCCUAAGCAUGGGAAAUUAAAACUGAUUAAUUUUUCAGCCUCAUUCAAGAAUAAUGAUAAUCUCACCACUUUCACUAACAAAGAUAUAACUGAUAAGCGCCUUAUGUAUGUGCAUGAUGAUUCUGAGACAGCAUUUGAUGAAUUUGUUGUCAGAGCUUCCAGUGAAGAGUCAGGAAAGUUGGCAAACUUUGAUCCAGAAGUAGAACCUUUGUCAGUAGAAAUUAGAUUCAACAUUUCUGUCCAGCUGAAGAAUGAUGAGAAACCAGUACGUGUAAUUGAUAAGAUGUUUAACAUAGUGAGAAAUGGGCAGCGAUUAUUAACUUUGGCAGAUCUUUGCUAUCAUGAUCCUGAUUCUGAUUUUGAUGAUGGACAGUUGCUAUAUACUAGACGUGGCAUUUCCAAUGGGGACUUGGUGCUAACAAAUGAUACUUUGCACAGACUCUACCAAUUCAAACAAGUGGACCUGGAGCAAAAGCAAGUCCUGUUUAAACACCAUGGUGCAGAUUUUGGGCGUUUUGUGCUCUUUGUGACGGAUGGCAAGCACUAUACCUCUUUGCUUCUAGAAGUUAGUGCCACUGAUCCUUAUGUUAGGUUGGCAAAUAAUACAGGCUUGUUGGUUCAAAAAGGAAAAGAGGAAACUGUUACAACAGCUAACCUAAGUGCUAUUACAAACCAAGACAUAAGAAAUGAUCAUGAGCUUACAUAUGAGAUAUUCUCUUUCCCAAAAUAUGGAAGAAUAUAUGUAAAUAAUCUAUUGAUGGAUUCCUUUACUCAGUUUGAUCUGAUAAAGGGGUAUGUGACCUACAGGCAUGAUGACAGCAACAACCUUAUUGACACAUUUAACUUUACAGUCCAUGCUAGAGAAGUCCAUCUGGAUGCUGGAGUGCAUGUUCGCAUAUAUUUGGAAGGUCAUCAGUGGCCACCAAGGAUUGUGAACAAAAACAAUCUCUUGGUUGAAGAAGGAAAACCAGUUAAAAUCAGUAAAGGAAAACUGCAAGUUGUUCAUGAAAACAGUUCUCCAUCUGAGAUAGUGUUCACAGUAAGACAGCUUCCAUUACAUGGAUACAUUCGGAAGUUUUCCUCAGAAGAAAGUUAUCUCGGUGCUGACCAAAGGCCAGUUUUGAGCUUCACACAGCAAGAUGUUGAUGAGGGCAAAGUUCAGUAUGUGCAGACAGUUUCUGACCAACUAGAUGACCGUUUUUCUCUGGAUGUGACUAAUGGUGUCCGAACAGUGAGUGGAAUAGACAUCUCUGUAGACAUCAUCCCCAGGAUGAUUCCACUGGAAGUACAGAACUUCACAGUAAUUGAAGGGGGCUCAAAAGCCCUAAAGGAAGACUAUCUAAAAAUUUCUAGUAGACACUUUGCAGGACUCAGCUGUGAAUUUAUUUUAACUGAGCAGCCAAAACAUGGGUUUGUUGAAGACUCUCGUGUUCCUGGAAUGAAGUUAACCACAUUUACCAGAAAACAGGUGGAACAAGAAUUAAUCUACUAUGUUCACGAUGACAGCGAGGAACGGAUGGACAGCUUUACUGUGAUAGUAAAUAACACAGAAUUGUGGAAACAAAGUUUGCCCCAAACUGUAUUUGUAACAGUUACUGCAGUAAAUGAUGAAGCUCCUGUUAUAAAAGUUAACAGAAUUCUUCGGGUGUGGGUGGGUUCAAUCACAGAAAUAACUAUUGAUGACCUCUGUGCGGAAGACAAGGACUCCUCACCAUCAGAACUGAUAUAUUCCAUUACUCCACCUAGGAAUGGGCACUUGGCUCUGAAGUCUUCUCCCAACAAGAGCAUCCUUAGUUUUACCCAGGCUCAUAUAACUGAAGGACAGCUGGUAUUUGUACAUGAUGGAGCAAUGUCUGGAGGCUUCAACUUUCAGGUAACAGAUGGUUUGAACUUUGCACCUCGACAGAUUUUUAGCAUCACAGCUCGGAUGCUAGUCAUUAGCCUUGAAGUGAACAAAGGACUCGGAGUCUUUCCAG